AUGCUUCCAACCUCAAUUCAUCAUCCAACUCCAACUUUACAAUCGAUAUCAGCACAACCAGUUCCAUACGACUUCACAAUAUACAUAGAUGAUGCAAAAUAUAUGUGUCAUUUAAAUCAAUUAAUCGAGAUUUCUUCAAAAAUCACUAAAGAUUUAAAUUCUUUUACAAUCGAAAAGAUCAAAGAUCCAAAUCAUGACUUUCAGAUCAUUAUCGAUAUAUUAAACGGCAAAGCAGUGGAAAUUAACAAAUUUAAUUCUUAUUUUAUUAAUGCAUGUGGCCAAGCACUUGGUAUAAAAGCAUUAAUUGACGCCACAGUGCCUUUUUGUACAGCACUGAUCACUCCUUCUACUGUUUUAGAGGUCGUAAAGCAACUUGCAGAGCAUGAUUUAGAUUAUCAUGAUGAAGUCGAUUUCAUAGCAGAAAAUUUCAUGCAGCUUAAAGAUAAGCGUGAACUCAAGAUGCUUCCAGUGGAAGUAUUACAAUCAAUUAUUCAAUCAAAUAAAUUUUCAUUUCCAAAUGAAGAAGAUUUCUUCCAUUGGAUCAUGUCAGUUGUAUCUACAUCAGGUUCUUCCUACAAUGUACUCUUCGGAUAUUGCUUCUUUGAAAAACUUUCGAAGAAAUGCAUGAGAGAGUUUGUAGACAUUGUUUCUUACGAUUCUAUCGAGCCAUUCAUCUGGAAUAGCCUCAAGAAUCGUCUUGUACAAGACGUAAUUCAGACAGAAGAAGAGGAAGAUAGAGAAGAAGAAGAUUCACCUCCAAAAAUGCCACAGUUCCAGCCAGUUAUCCAACAGAACCCAGAAUUGCCUUUUAACACUCAAAUACCUCAAUUUAUUUCCCGUAGUGAGCCAGUUCAACCGAUUGCUCACACAUUUUCCGAAAUUGAGCAGAACCAGAAGCAGCAGUACCAACAACAGAAGGACAACUAUGCUCAGCAGACAUACUCUGCCCCUGUUCAGCCUCAACAGCCUACUUCGACGACUCAAGAAUUUUAUGACGAUAAUGAAGAGGAAGAAGACUACAUUGCGCUCGAAUACGAUAAGGAAUAUCUUCUUGAUGGUGUUAUCUCAUACAUUAAGCGCGAAUAUCCAGAUUCUUGGCAAGAUGAAGUUAUUAUCGAAGGAGGAGGUACAAAGAACUACCAAAUCAAUCGCGUUGUUGAUUACGACCAUCUAGAUACAUGGUGGGAUAACUACGACUCAAAUAAAGGCAAAUGUCUCAAAGAAAAUGCUUGGAUCAAGUUUGAAUUCGUUGGUUACGCCUUGGAAUUGCAACAUUACACACUCGCAUCAACAGCAAUAAAGCCAAGACAGCACCAGCCCAAAUCUUGGAUCAUAGAAGCAAGUGACGACGGAGUUAAGUGGGAAGUGGUCGAAACAGUUAACAAUUGUGAGGAAAUGAACCAAAAAGGUGCCAUCAUGACGUUUAAGUUGGCCAGACCUUCCAGACCUUACCAAAUUUUCAAAUUUACCCUGAAAGCGAACCACGCAAGGCCUGAUGGACCAAAUGCACACGAAUUGUCACUUGGAGCUAUAGAAUUCUACGGGAGAUUGUUCCCUCUUGAUUAUUGA
Trichomonas vaginalis G3 is the source of this 1569-nucleotide messenger RNA. Its product is annotated as protein ubiquitination. Bases 1 to 1569 code for a protein of 522 amino acids. The transcript has a single exon. The record is from RefSeq and is a predicted model, not a curated record. Lineage: Eukaryota; Parabasalia; Trichomonadida; Trichomonadidae.